AUGUUUCCUACCUCAAAAGAAUCAUCUUCAACCCGAUUAGUGAACAUUGAAUCUUCGGCAAGUCCUCAAGCAGUUAGCGAAUUUCGUGAUGGAUAUGAAAGUGGACGAAGCAAUGAAAAUUCUACGGUCGACCUCAAGAUGCUUUUUUCCAACCUCAAUUCGAAAUCGGAUAUCAUUCCAUACGCAGCUUUCAAGAGAACUCUUGCACUCGGUAGCGAAUAUCUCGGCGGCGUUUGGAAAAAUGUAUUACCGAAAAAUGUCAUCAUUGAGCCUAUAGAGUAA
Molecule: messenger RNA, 282 nt
Organism: Dracunculus medinensis (Guinea worm)
Lineage: Eukaryota; Metazoa; Nematoda; Chromadorea; Rhabditida; Dracunculidae
Source: the annotation of a GenBank genome assembly